AUGGCCGGAAUUCCGUGUACGAUUAUCAUCACGUUAACGGACCCUAAAUUGUUCACUCUUGAAAUGGCUAUGGUUGUGAUGAAGCAGUGUUUCAGGUAUGGGAAUCCGAAAAUCAUUAUAAAAGAGUCAAAAAUACAUGUUACCUUAGCCUAUACACCACGAAAAGAUAUGUUGGAUAGAAAAUUUGGAAACCUACCACUAAAAUAUACCAAACUCAAUGCAAUUUCAGAAGAGGAGGUGAAAUUAUUCGAAAUGGCAAAACAAACUUUCUCGUUUUCAUUAGAAGAAUCGAGCAAUGAUGAGGGUGAACCUUCUGCAUCAUCCUAA
This is a messenger RNA of Ceutorhynchus assimilis (cabbage seed weevil), 327 nucleotides long. NCBI's taxonomy places the organism in Eukaryota, Metazoa, Arthropoda, Insecta, Coleoptera, Curculionidae. The record is from the annotation of a GenBank genome assembly.